CCGAAGAAGCAUAACAGGAUAACGCUCCCAUCUUCACAUUCUCUCGACUGAUUCAGACUGCGACCCACUUUGAAGGCUUUGAGGUUACUCCUCCCUCCCUCCCUCUCGAGCUUCGAGUGGUUAUCACCCAGUGGUAUUAUAAUGCAUUAAAAAAAAAACAACAACAGAGAGAACUCGAGAAAUUGAGAAAGACAAGUCUUCACCCUCCACCAGUUUCUUCAAGACAACCCCCUCUCACCAACCCUCAAUUAAACAAACAAUUGCACAACCUACUUCCUGGAUUCGAACCUGCUAAUGUUGUUCCUCUCUUUGUUUAUAUUUCUAUCUCUCUCUGCCUCGGUGUUGCGAAGGCAUUGCCAUAGCCUGUCCUUUCUCUCAUGAACCCUUUUCGCCCCCACAAGAUUCCUCUUUUCAACUCGGAAACAGGGGGGCUAGGAAUGAAGGGUCGCAAGAGCAAUGGCCUCUCCAUUUUUGUCGCAGUCUUCAUCGUUUUCCUCCUUGGAAUGGUCAUGUACAGUGAGGACGUUAAGUCCAUCGCGGAGUUCCCAUUCUCAAGGUUCAAAGUUCAAGAAAUCCCCGGGGGGAAAUCUAAACCAGCUAAUUCUGUUCAGGUGAUUGCCAAGAAAGAUGCAGAAGGUACUCUCACAGUCACAGUUUCCAAGAACUUUAGAGAACAGGAAUCAGAGGAGACCCAGGAGGCGAUCGAUGUGAAGCCAAUUGUGGAGGAGGAGGGGAAGGAGAAGACUGAAAUGACAGUUUUAAAGGAAGAGAAAGCAGAAGAAGAAAAAGAAGCGGAGGACGUCGUCGAAUUGCCGCCAGAAGAGUGUGAUUUGUUUACAGGGGAAUGGGUGUUUGAUAACGUGACCCAUCCUUUAUACAAAGAAGACAAAUGCGAAUUCCUCACAGCACAAGUGACAUGCAUGAAGAACGGAAGACCUGACUCUAUGUAUCAGAGCUGGAGAUGGCAGCCUAGAGACUGUUCUUUGCCCAAGUUCAAGCCAAGACUGUUGCUUGAGAAGCUUGGAGGGAAGAGGCUUAUGUUUGUUGGAGAUUCACUGAACAGAAACCAGUGGGAAUCAAUAAUAUGUCUAGUUCAGUCUGUGAUUCCUGCAGGCAGAAAAAGCUUAAGCAAGAACGGUUCUCUCACCAUCUUCAGAAUUGAGGACUACAACGCUACAGUGGAGUUCUACUGGGCCCCAUUCCUGGUAGAAUCAAAUUCAGACGAUCCGGCGAUGCACAGCAUACUGAACCGCAUAAUCAUGCCCGAAACGAUCGAAAAGCAUGGGGUGCACUGGAGGGAUGUCGACUACCUCGUCUUCAAUACCUACAUAUGGUGGAUGAAUUCCGGAUUCAUGAAAGUAUUACGAGGGUCCUUCGCUGAAGGGUCCAGUGAGUACGAUGAAGUGCCUCGGCCAAUAGCGUACGGGAGGGUUCUGAGGACUUGGUCUAAAUGGGUGGACGAUAACGUUGAUCCAAACCGCACCAAGGUCUUCUUCAGCAGCAUGUCCCCUCUUCAUAUCAAGAGUGAGGCUUGGGGCAACCCGGAUGGAGUAAAAUGUGCGAAGGAAACGAUGCCGGUGGCGAACAUAUCAAGACCACUGAACUUGGGGACGGAUCGUGGACUGUUGGUGAUCGCUCAGAACGUGACGCGGAGCAUGAAGGUGGGAGUGAACUUCCUCAACAUCACUACCUUGUCGGAAUAUCGGAAAGAUGCGCAUACUUCCGUCUAUACCAUCCGCCAAGGCAAGAUUUUGACGCCGGAGCAACAGUCCAACCCGGCUACUUUCGCCGAUUGUAUCCAUUGGUGCCUUCCCGGUUUACCCGAUACCUGGAAUGAGUUCCUUUAUACCCGUAUUCUCUCUCUAUCUUGACUUCCCUCAAUCCUCCUUUCUCCGUACAUUUUUCUUUCUCUUUCUUCUUUCUCCUUCUACAACUCCCCUUUCGUUUUGCCUCUCAACUUCCCGCCCUUUUCUGUUCUCUUAGUUUUCUUUUGUUACAGAUGAAGUUUUCUGUUACACGGUGCAAUCACCACUCAAUUGUAUAAAAAAAAAAAACAAA
This is a messenger RNA of Neltuma alba, 2058 nucleotides long. RefSeq names its product protein ESKIMO 1-like. The transcript is spliced from 5 exons. Gene Ontology annotation, molecular function: O-acetyltransferase activity. NCBI's taxonomy places the organism in Eukaryota, Viridiplantae, Streptophyta, Magnoliopsida, Fabales, Fabaceae. Gene Ontology annotation, cellular component: Golgi apparatus. The record is from RefSeq and is a predicted model, not a curated record. Bases 378 to 1871 code for a protein of 497 amino acids.